AAUGCCAAAUACAUUUCCCCAUAUCUAUUUUAAAUGUUUAUAUAAAACUAUAAACUCACAUUGAUGUGAAAUUUUAAUGGGAUUUCAUUAUAACUACAUUUAUUAUUUAUAUAGGUAUGACAGUGUAAAUAAGUAAUUAUACGGUUAAUAAUUCAACCGCAGCCGGUCACAAAUAGUCAAAACGAGAAGUAGUCACGAAGGUGCUCCACGUUCUGUGCUUACAGUACUUACUUACACAGUCACUCAAACUGAACUACACUAGUGAUACAUGAGCUACAUAUACUUAAAUAUUAACGUACCGCUACUGGUGACGUCAGUAUAACAGCGCGAUGCGGACAGUGGACCCGGAGCUGUGGGCCCGCCGCCUGCACCGGCCGGGGCUGGUGACGUCACGGCUCCGGCCGGGGAUGGUGACGUCACAGCUCCAGCCCGGACUGGAGCGCACGCUGCGCGCCAGCAUGAGGGACGCCGCCGCCGAGUACUGGCAGCACUGCUCUAUUGGGUUCGUCAAGUACAUGAAACAUGACGAUGUCAAUAAUAAAUAUAAGAAGUGGCGCAACUUGUUGUUGGUGCUGCUGACGUUCGCGCUGGGCUGCGCGGCGCUGGCGGACGGCACGCUGCAGUACCAGUCGCGACCGCCGCUGUACGUGCAGAAGUACGCCGCGUCAGUGGCGCACGCUCCGUUCCCGGCGGUCGCCAUCUGCAGCAACAAGGUCAUCAGCAGAGCGGCGCUGCGGAACCUCACGCGACACCUGUACACCGCACCCACCAACCAGCGCGAGCGGUAUCAAUACUCCGAGGCUCAGAUAGAAGACCAUCUCCUGAAAAUGGGCGCCCUGCUGAGCUACGCGUACACCGAGGUCGACUUCGUGUUCACUAAGUUCAUACGGGAGAGCAUGCCGCAGUUCAACAUCACCGACAUCAUGUACAGAUUCUCAGCCAACUGCUCGACGAUCCUGGUCCGGUGCUCGUGGCGGGGCAAGGUACAAAACUGCGAGCACAUGUUCGCGACCAGACUGACGGCACUCGGCUUCUGCUGCGUCUUUAACUCGAGAUACCAAGCCGCAGACUUCGGCCGCCAGCCUUUGGUGCUAAACAAGACUGGGAAGGACUUCGGGCUCGGCGUCGUUUUACACGAGGUGCAGAACGACUUCGCUUACAUGAGGCGACCUGCAUAUGGAAUGGAGGUGCUGUUGUUCGAGGGUAGCGAGUUUCCGAUCGUGGAGAGUGGUGACGUGCGCGUGUACCCGCUGCCGAUCAAUGCAUCCGUCUACUUCAACAUCCAGGCGGUGACGCAGCAGCCCACGGACGAGGUCGGCUCCUACUCCGAGCCCAGGCGCGGGUGCCGCCUGGGCCGCAGGGGCGCGUCGCAGUGCCUGGCGGACUGCCGGCGCGACACCGCGGAGGCGCUGUGCAAGUGCGUGCCGUACACGCUGCAGCCGCAGUUCGAGCCGCGCGCGGCCGCAACCUGCACGCUCAACGAACUCGCGUGCCUCAACAAACACAGAGAGAAGUUCAUGUACGUGUACCCCGGCGAGGUCGCGCACGAGUCGCUGCAGCAGGAGCAGCAGGACUCGAUGGAGUGUGACUGCGCGGUGCCCUGCGGCCGCCAGCUCUACCGCGCCACCAUCUCCUACUCCUACUACCGCUCUAAGCCGAGAGUCUUCCAAAACUUUCUCACAAGGAACAUGUCGCUACAGAGCACGACAUCGCUUCGGCUGUUCUAUGGCGUCGACCGGCAGCAAUGGUACAAGAUGGAGGUGUUUUCGCGUUUGUCUGAUGUUUGUGUGAAGCUAAGCUGCCAGUGGAUGGCUAUCACUGGCAUCACGCUGGUGAGUUGCUGGGAGGUGGUGUACCACGCCACGUACCGGUGCGCGCGGCACGUCGCGCGUCGCUUGCGAGCGCCAUCUGUACCGCGCCGCCGGAUGCACUAGUCGCGGCUCGCUGGGUGGACGGUGGACGGAGCGAAGCGCGCCUACAUUGUAAUAUUGACGUUGCAUUGUAGAUGGCGCUGUGGGUCACCUCUUCUCGUAGUUUUUAGUUAUAAUUUAGAUGACUUUUAACAAGUGUGAGUGAAACUAUGUUACUUCACACUAUACCACUUAUGUUACUUUAUAACUUUUUUGGCUUAUCUAUGAUUUUUAAAUAAAAUAUUUAUU
This is a messenger RNA of Spodoptera litura, 2159 nucleotides long. RefSeq names its product sodium channel protein Nach-like. Gene Ontology annotation, cellular component: plasma membrane. Gene Ontology annotation, molecular function: ligand-gated sodium channel activity. NCBI's taxonomy places the organism in Eukaryota, Metazoa, Arthropoda, Insecta, Lepidoptera, Noctuidae. The record is from RefSeq and is a predicted model, not a curated record. Gene Ontology annotation, biological process: sodium ion transmembrane transport.